GGCUUUCAUGGAAGAGUCACUGCUUCACUGAGAAUACUAAAUGGGUGUGAAGAAGCUGUCAUAGCCUAUUGAUCUCUUAGUGGAUAAGGGAAUGCAACUCAAUAAAAAGAUCAGGAACACCUGUAACAUCCUCCCACGAUAUACUUCAGUUGAAUAGGAUGAUCAGAUAGGGUGACCCUCUGAAGGUGAAAGUCAACAGACUGGCUUCUACUAGAACUCAACUUCCUUAUUCAUAUUAUUCCCUUCCUUACUGUAAGCCAGAUCGCAUUGUGGACAGUGCAGAAAAUCUUGGCGAGGUUCUUCGGGGUGACCAUAUUGAAAACUCUGUUUAUGAGGUACACUACUUUUUUAAUGAUGAUUGAAAUCCGUGAUGUCCCUAAAUUGUUAAAAUUUGGUCUAACAAUUGCGUUUUUCUUGUAGGUGUUUAUACAGUGUUAGCUAAAAAAAUCAUUAAUUUGAUAUUAUAAGCUCAAUAAAAUUGGCAUUCGUUGGAAAGAUAUUUAAAAUAUGAAUUCAGCGCUAUAUCAGGUUUAAAAUUCUCUAAUUUUGACUAAAACUUUAUUCAUCAUUUCUACGAUUAAAAAUAAACACUUUAU
Messenger RNA from Cuscuta campestris, 596 nucleotides. NCBI's taxonomy places the organism in Eukaryota, Viridiplantae, Streptophyta, Magnoliopsida, Solanales, Convolvulaceae. The record is from the annotation of a GenBank genome assembly.